Messenger RNA from Salmo salar (Atlantic salmon), 3527 nucleotides. Lineage: Eukaryota; Metazoa; Chordata; Actinopteri; Salmoniformes; Salmonidae. The record is from RefSeq and is a predicted model, not a curated record.
UAACACAUGGGCUCAUGUAUUAUUGCUUAAAUAUACCAUGGCUGUUAGCCAAUCAGCUUUCAGGGCUCAAACCACCCAGUUAUUAAUACAAAAUAUACUACAGAAUAAUGACAUGUUUGUAGGUACCGUUGACAACAGAGUACACAGUUGUGUUUCCUUAGUCCCUGCUUUGCGUGAUGGCCGUUGAAGUUGAACAAGGACAUCAGGCCGUUGGUAAAGAGCCUAAAAGUCAAGCACACAUAGGAUGUUCUUUGUGAAUUGAACACUUUCAAACUGCUGAGGAGAUAAGGCUCUUGGAUUUACUGUCUUUGUUGCAGGCAGUUUGCAUCACUAACGAUACCUUUAAAAUUACUUUCUUAUUGGAUCCAUUCUAAAGAUAUGACAUACCUGUCCAUGACCUUGUUGGCACAGUCCUUUGUGUCCUUACCACCAAUUUUGCUUAACCUUCCAAUCUGUGUCAAGAGACUGUUUGAAACCCUGGAAGUUAUGCAGUAACCGCUGUCUCAGUAGGACUAAUUAAAAAAUAAAAAUAAAUAUAUGUGUAUGUGUGUGUGUGUGUAAGAUACGCAGUGAGAGCUAUUGUGAAUAAACCACUGCAGUUAUGAAAUUUGUAAAAGAAUGUCCAUGUUUCAAGUGUGUGCCGACGGAAUCUUUUUGGUAUUUAUUAGGAUCCACAUUAGCCGCUGCAAAAGUAUCAGAAUUGUUCACUUCUCUCAUUGACUUCUCAAACCCCGUCUUGGUCGGCUUCACAGGCGUUCUCUGAAGUCUCGCGUUGUUACGUCUCUGGGUUUAGAAACUGGUAGUGAGGAGAAGGCAGUUCCGCGCAGGAGCGCAUUAUUCUUCAGAAUAAAGGAUACGCCAGAAUUGUGCAGUCGAGACGACAAUUUCUGUGUUGGUUUCAAGUGUAUUACUACUGGUAUGUAAUAGCACGUUCUAAUAUCGAAAGAACAUGUCAUAACAUGCUAGGUAACAUACGUCAAGGUAUUAUGACGUUUUGAUAAAGGUUGUAUGUGCUAUUUUUGUGUCAAACCGUAUGAGUGAAGCUGAUACCUUUUUUUACAAGUCACAUAGAGACUUUGUGUUAGUCUGAGUGGAUGUAUAUCAUUUCGUCAAGAUUAAGUCUGAGGCCGGUAACAUCAACAGUGAGGACAAACCCAGCCUGCCUCUCCUUCCACACUGAGUCCAAACUUACAGUCACUGUGUCCUGAUUGUGACAGUGGAGCCCAGUUUGCACUGCAGGAUCCAGAGAUGGCAUCAGUGAAGCUGGAAGACUGCAGUCAAACACUGGAGCUGAAUGUUAACAUUAAAGAUGAAGAAGAGGAGGAGGAGAUUGGGGAAUCUGUUUCUCAUGGUAUGAGGCCGGUAACAUCAACAGUGAGGACAAACCCAGCCUUCCUCUCUCCUUCCACACUGAGUCCAAACCUACAGUCACUGGGUCCUGAUUGUGACAGUGGAGCCCAGUUUGCACUGCAGGAUCCAGAGAUGGCAUCAGUGAAGCUGGAAGACUGCAGUCAAACACUGGAGCUGAAUGUCAACAUUAAAGAUGAAGAAGAGGAGGAGAAGAUUGGGAAAUCUGUUAAUCAUGGACGACUAGAAGUAAGUCUGAGGCCGGUAACGUCAAUAGUGAGGACAAACCCAGCCUGCCUCUCUCAUUCCACACUGAGUCCAAACCUACAUUCACUGGGUCCUGAUUGUGACAGUGGAGCCCAGUUUGCACUGCAGGAUCCAGAGAUGGCAUCAGUGAAGCUGGAAGACUGCAGUCAAACACUGGAGCUGAAUGUCAACAUUAAAGAUGAAGAAGAGGAGGAGAAGAUUGGGAAAUCUGUUUCUCAUGGAGACCGUGUUGAGACAUUCUCUACAUCCAGAGAGCAACAGCAGGAAGAUCACAGAGCUAAGCGGUCUCACCCCUGCCCACAUUGUGAGGAGAUUUUCCCAAUUCUAUCAAAACUAGAAAUACACCUAAAAAUACACAAAGGAGAGAAUCGGUAUUCCUAUACUGACGGUGGGAAGAAUUUCACAUCAUCAAAGGCUCUGACAGUUAAUCAUAGAGUGCAGACAAGAGAGAAGACUUACUCCUGCUCUGACUGUGUAAAAUGCUUCACAACAUCAACUUGGCUAAAAGUUCAUCAGAGAACACACACAGGAGAGAAGCCUUACUCCUGCUCUGAUUGUACAAAAUGCUUCACAACAUCAGCUAAACUAAAAGUUCAUCAGAGAACACACACAGGAGAGAAGCCUUACUUCUGCUCUGCCUGUACGGCGAGUUUCUCUCUAAUGUGCAACUUAAAACGACAUGAACGUAUACACACAGAGAAGCUUUACUCCUGCUCUGACUGUGCGGCAAGUUUCUCUCUACUGUGCAAAUUAAAACGACAUGAAAGUAUACACACAGGAGAGAAGCCUUACUCCUGCUCUGACUGUGGAAAGAGUUUCUCUCGACUGGGCCACCUAAAAACACAUGAACAAAAACAUACAGGAGAGAAGCCUUACUCCUGCUCUGACUGUGGAAAGAGUUUCUCUAUACUGGGCCACUUAAAAAUUCACCAACAAAUACAUACUGGAGAGAAGCCUUACUCCUGCUCUGACUGUGGAAAGAGUUUCUCUCGACUAGGCCUCUUAAAAACACACCAACAAAAACAUACAGGAGAGAAGCCUUACUCCUGCUCUGACUGUGUAAAAUGCUUCACAACAUCAACUGAGCUAAAACUUCAUCAAAGAACACACACAGGAGAGAGGCCGUACUCUUGCUCUAACUGUGUAAAAUGCUUCCCAACAUCAUCUAGGCUAAAAGUUCAUCAGAGAACACACACAGGAGAGAAGCCUUACAUCUGCUCUGACUGUGCGGCGAGUUUCUCUCUACUGUGCAACUUAAAACGUCAUGAAAGUAUACACACAGGAGAGAAGCCUUACUCCUGCUCUGACUGUGCGGCGAGUUUCUCUCUACUGUGCAACUUAAAACGACAUGAACGUAUACACACAGGAGAGAAGCCUUAUCACUGCACUGACUGUGAGAAGAGAUUCUACAGAUUGAGCCAUUUAAAAAGACACCAAUGUAUACAUAAAGGAGAGAAACCUCAUCAGUUCUCUCAGACCAGCUAAGAUUAGACAAUCCACUUAAUUCCCAUCUCAUAAAGUAAUUGGCAACGUUGAAUUGGAUCAAAUGAAGAAAGCGUAGCACACUCAAUUGUAAUCCUAUAGUUUCUCACUAUGAGAGAACUUUACAGAGAGGAAAGGGAGCGUUAUAGAAUGUUUGCCUCCCUUUACUUUACUGAUUAGUGUGUACCUUGUCAGUUUUGGUGAGUUUUGUUAGUUUCUAUUGUAAAGAUAUUAAGAUUAAUUUAGGGUUGAAUAUCCUCUGUGAGAUGUCUCACAAUGGAGUCUGAUGGUUGACUGGGUAUUACUGCUUCCUUCUGCAGUUUUCUGUGGGAUUGAGCUGGUAGACACAACAUACAGUGGGGGAAAAAAGUAUUUAGUCAGCCACCAAUUGUGCAAGUUCUCCCACUUAAAAAGAUGAGAGAGGCCUGUAA